CAGCCAUUCAUUCGCUCGCUGGGUAAACUGACAGGUUGAUCCAGUGUUUCAGAGAUCGUUGAAUCCCCCCCUUCCCCCUUCCAGCAUGGCUGCAGACUCGAUGGAGAUUGACGACUCUCUUUACAGCCGCCAGCGAUAUGUGCUUGGAGAUAGAGCGAUGCACCAGAUGGCCCAGUCAUCAGUCUUUCUCAGUGGAAUGGGAGGACUGGGAAUUGAAAUAGCAAAAAAUAUUGUCCUGGCUGGGGUGAAGGCAGUGACCCUCCAUGACACAAAGCAGUGUGAGACCUGGGACCUGGGCUGCAACUUCUUUAUUCGCAAAGAAGAUGUUUUAAGCCAGAGGAGGAGGGUAGAGGUGGUGUGUCCUCGUGUUGCAGAGUUAAACCCGUAUGUGCAUGUUGACAUAUCGUCCUCCGCGCUGGACGACAACACCGAUCUCAGUUUCCUCAGAAAGUAUCAGUGUGUGAUUCUGACUGAAGCCAGACUGAAUCUACAGAAGAGAGUCAACGACUUCUGCCACUCACAGCAGCCGCCUAUUCGAUUCAUCGGCUGUGACGCAUACGGCAUUUGCGUGCGGGUGUUUUGUGAUUUUGGAGACGAGUUUGAAGUGUCAGAUCCCACAGGAGAGGAACCCAAGGAGAUCUUCAUUCAAAAUAUCACUCAGGACAAUCCUGGCGUGGUAACGUGCAUGGACAACCAGCCACACGGCCUCCAGACCGGCCAGAGUGUAAUCUUCAGAGAGGUUGGAGGCAUGGUGGAGCUUAACGGCACGACGCAACAGGUUUCAGUCCUCUCCCCCCACAGUUUUGCAAUAAGAGACACAUCUCUCCUACAACCAUAUGCACAUGGAGGGUUUUUUGUCCUGGUCAAAACCCCGAAGACGUACAGAUUUGAAACAUUAGAGCAGCAGUUGUGUGACCCUCAGGUCCUGAUUCCAGACUUCAGUAAACCAGAGGCCCCACUUCAAAUACAUGCGGCCAUGUUGGCUCUGGAGACUUUCCAGGAGCAGCACAGCAGACUUCCCAAUGUGGGGUGUUUACAGGACGCUGAUGUUCUGUUGAAGCUGACCGAGGAAGUAAAUGCAACCCUUAAAAACAAGGCUCCUGUUAAUACUGAGUUGGUCCACUGCCUGUCCAGGACAGCAAGAGGAACUCUUCCUCCGUUGGCAGCUGCUGUCGGAGGUGUAGCCAGUCAGGAAGUUCUUAAAGCCAUCACAGGGAAAUUUGCACCCCUGCAGCAGUGGCUGUAUCUUGAUGCAGUGGAGGUCGUCAGGCCGCUCCAGGCUCUUGCUACAGAGGAGUUCUUCCCCAGGGGCGAUCGCUAUGAUGGAUUACGAGCUUGUAUUGGUGAAUCAAUGUGUCUUGAACUACACAAGCUUAGGGUUUUUAUGGUCGGCUGUGGUGCCAUAGGAUGUGAGAUGCUUAAAAACUUUGCCCUGCUUGGGGUGGGCUUAGCAAAGAGCUCAGGAGAGGUGUGCAUCACGGACCCAGAUCUCAUAGAAAAGUCAAACCUCAACAGGCAGUUUCUCUUCAGACCACAUCAUAUUCAGAAACCGAAAAGCACCACAGCAGCAGAGGCCACCUGUGAAAUCAACCCUGACCUGCAGGUGGAAGCUCAUCUCAACAAAGUGUGUCCGGCUACUGAAAACAUCUACAACGACUCUUUCUACUCCUCCCUCAACCUCGUGGUCACUGCUUUAGACAACGUGGAGGCACGGAGAUAUGUGGACAGCCGCUGCGUAUCCAAUCAGAGACCUCUCCUGGACUCAGGAACCAUGGGAACUAAAGGACACACUGAAAUCAUUGUGCCAAAUUUGACAGAAUCCUACAAUAGCCAUAGGGACCCGCCAGAGGAGGAGAUCCCGUUCUGCACUCUCAAGUCUUUCCCUUCUGUUAUCGAGCACACCAUCCAGUGGGCCAGAGACAAGUUUGAGAAUGCCUUUGUCCACAAGCCCUCCUUGUACAACUCCUUCUGGCAGACCCACUCUUCAGCCGAAGUCGUGUUGCAGCGCAUGCAGACUGGAGAGAGUCUGGAGGGCUCCUUCCAGGUCAUCAAGCUGCUGAGCAGGCGGCCGAGUCGGUGGGAGCAGUGCAUCACUGUCGCCCGCCUGAAAUUUGAAAAGUAUUUCAAGAGAAAGGCUCUUCAGCUGUUGCACUCAUUCCCGCUGGACACAAGGUUAAAAGACGGAAGUUUGUUUUGGCAGUCUCCAAAAAGGCCUCCCACACCUAUUGAAUUUGACUUGAAAGACUCUUUGCACUUCACGUUUAUCGUCAGCACUGCGCGGCUCUUCGCUGGCAUCUACAACAUCUCUUACACAGAAAAGGAUCUUUCCGAAGAGACGGUGGCCAGGAUCCUGGCGACGGUCAAGAUUCCCCAGUACUCGCCGUCAGAGAAAUGUAUCGAGACGGAUGAGUCGGCGAAGAAGCCCGACCAGAUGAAGAUGCCUGUGAGCAGCGAGGAGGAGCGGGAGGCCAUCGUGCAGCUAGAGGAGGCUAUUGCUACUGACAGAGUCACACCAGAGGGCUUACAGAUGAGUCCACUCCAGUUCGAGAAGGACGACGACAGCAACGGACACAUGGACUUCGUCACGUCGGCGUCGGCUCUCAGGGCCACCAUGUACUCCAUCGAGCCGGCUGACCGACUGAAGACCAAGCGCAUCGCUGGCAAGAUCAUCCCCGCUAUCGCCACGGCAACAGCUGCCGUGGCAGGCCUGGUGGCUCUGGAGUUAAUCAAGGUGGUCGGGGGUUACGAGUUUGAAUCCUUCAAGAACUGCUUCUUCAACUUGGCCAUUCCCGUGAUCGUCCUCACCGAGCCUGCCAUCGUGAAGCGGACGCUCAUCAGGAACAACAUCUACUUCUCCAUCUGGGACUGUUGGACCAUCUUCGGCCAUGAGGACUUCACCCUCUCUGAAUUCAUGAAUGCAGUGAGGGAAAAGUAUGGGAUUGAACCCACGAUGGUGGUGCACGGUGUGAAGAUGCUUUAUGUGCCUGUGAUGCCCGGACACUCGAAGAGACUAAAGCUGACGAUGCAGAAGCUGAUCAAGCCAUCGGUGGACCGACGCUACGUUGACCUCACCGUAUCGUUCGCCCCAGAGGCAGACGGAGACGAGGACCUCCCCGGUCCCCCUGUCAGGUACUACUUCAGCCCCGGGGCCGGGACGCCCUGACACCGCCUGAGACGACGCCCUCAGGCCUCCUGUGUCCUUAUUGCCCUUCUUUCAUGUAAAUUGUCGCCCCACCCAGAAAGCUAGCGCAGGGCCGAGAGUUUUCCCUCAGGAUGUUAUAAGAUAGAGGCAAAGCUCGUGGCCCCGGCUCAAACCCCGCCCCCCCCCCCCCCCCCCCCAACCACCACCACCUUCAUGAAGCGAGAAAGGCCCGCUGUGGCCCACAUUCUCUUGCCUCAAAUCUAGCCAGUGGAACACAAGGCUGCUGAAGUAGCACUGUAAGUGUACCUGUGUACAUAUGUUUUCUCUGUUCUUUUUCUACUCCGGUGAAAUGCACAGCCCUGCCUGUGGCGAUGCCUUAAUUGAUUAUUAAUCUUUUUUUUUUUUUUUUUUUUUUUGUGGCCGUGAGUCUGACUAAAAACUGUGUUUACAGUACCUCCCUACACACACCACCAUUUGUUUUUGUUUUUUGUUUCAUUUUUGUUUUCACAAUGGUAAGAGCAGGACUGUUGUUGCAGUCAGUAGGAAUCACAUCAUAUCAGGCCACAUAUUUUAGCAUCUGUUGAUCACCCCCCCCACACACUCACGGAAACAUGUCCAGCCAAUAUUUGUCGUACGAUUGAACAAUGCAACAGGUCAGCGGACAAUAAGAAAACCCACCAAAGAAACCGUUUGUCAUUGUGUCUGCUGAUAGCUGUUCUUCUCUGAUCACUUCUGACUGCCUCAUAAGAUGCAUGUUUAUAUCACAGGGGAUGGAUUUCAGUGGAACGCACACCGGCAGCGGCUUGACGCAGACAGUCAUCUGCUUCAGCAAAGCAACCGUUUUAUCAGUCAGUGCGAGCAGAUGUGCGUUUCACUGGAAAAGUGGGUAAAACAGUAACUGUAGCCGCUCGUCUGACCGACUGCGUUCAGUACUUUGGUAACAACGGCGCCAUCGUCGGCUGAGGAAAACCGGAUGUUGUUCGUCGGGUUGAUUACUGGCAUGUGUUCAAUGACUGUUUCACAAAUAGAGAAGCCUUAUUUUGACAAACCUGAAACAUCUGUACCGUUAUCGAUCGCACUCCCAUUUGGAAAGAAAAAAAUGUUUUUUUGAUGUCUGUGACAUGUAUUUAUUUACUUGUUACUCUGUUUUGUGUCAAACUGAGCCUGUGUCGACGGCCUCCUUGGCGUCACGGUGCACUGGUUAAUCAAUACUGGACAACGGUCACUCAAAGUGUUCAUCCCGGAGAACGAAUGGCAACCCCUUCCUUCAGCUAGUUGAACAGGAUCUCUGAAAAUAUCUACACUGACUUUAAUCUGAAAGAAUGCUGGUGUCGGAUGGAACCAGAGAUCCAUCUAAAGAUUUAAAAAAAAAAAAAAAAAAAGUUAUUCACCAUUUAGAUCGACUCUGUGGUCCGACGACAAACAAUCAAAAGGAUUUUCUGAUAUUUUAUUUCUCUGCCCA
Molecule: messenger RNA, 4604 nt
Organism: Salarias fasciatus (jewelled blenny)
Lineage: Eukaryota; Metazoa; Chordata; Actinopteri; Blenniiformes; Blenniidae
Product: ubiquitin-like modifier-activating enzyme 6
Exons: 32
Coding region: 86-3163 (1025 amino acids)
Biological process (GO): protein sumoylation
Cellular component (GO): SUMO activating enzyme complex; cytoplasm
Molecular function (GO): SUMO activating enzyme activity
Source: RefSeq, a predicted model, not a curated record